CCUCCUGGGUUGGCCUGGGGGCUCGAGCAGAGCCAUGGGUCCUCUGGCCCUGCAGCUGUGCUCUGUCCUCUGCCUGGUGGCUCACUCUGCUUCUGGCAGCCCCAUCAUGAGCCUGGAGCAGUCGCCUCUGGAGGAAGAUAUGCCCCUCUUCGACGAUGUCUUCUCAGAGCAAGACGGUGUUGACUUUGACACACUGCUGCAGAGCAUGAAGAAUGAGUUUCUCAAGACAUUGAACCUGUCUGACAUCCCUACACAGGAUUCGGCCAAGGUUGACCCUCCAGAGUACAUGCUGGAACUCUACAACAAGUUUGCGACAGACCGCACCUCCAUGCCAUCUGCCAACAUCAUUAGGAGUUUCAAAAAUGAAGAUCUGUUUUCCCAACCAGCCAAUUUUAAUGGGCUCAGAAAAUACCCUCUCCUCUUCAAUGUGUCCAUCCCUCACCAUGAAGAAGUCAUCAUGGCUGAACUCAGGUUGUACACAUUGGUGCAAAGAGAUCGCAUGAUAUAUGAUGGAGUGGACCGGAAAAUUACCAUUUUUGAAGUACUUGAGGGCAAAGAGGACAAUGAGGGUGAGAGAAACAUGCUGAUCUUGGUGUCAGAGAUGAUCUAUGGAACCAACAGUGAGUGGGAGACGUUUGAUGUCACCAGUGCCAUCCGGCGUUGGCAACAGUCAGGCUCAUCCACCCACCAGCUGGAAGUCCACAUUGAGAGCAGACAUGACGAAAUCGAGGGCACCGGCAGGGGACAAAUGGAAAUAGACACCAGUGCCCAGAAUAAGCAUGUCCCUUUGCUCGUUGUGUUUUCUGAUGACCAAAGCAGUGAGAAGGAACAGAAAGAGGAACUGAGUGAAAUGAUCACCCAUGAGCAACUUCUGGAGCUGGACAAUCUGGGCCUUGAUGGUUAUUCCAGUGGACCUGGAGAAGAGGCUUUGCUGCAGAUGAGGUCAAACAUCAUCUAUGACUCCACUGCCCGCAUCAGAAGGAAUGCCAAAGGAAAUUACUGCAAGAGAACCCCACUCUACAUCGACUUCAAGGAGAUUGGCUGGGACUCUUGGAUCAUCGCUCCACCUGGAUAUGAAGCCUAUGAAUGCCGUGGUGUUUGCAACUACCCCCUGGCAGAGCAUCUCACACCCACAAAACAUGCAAUUAUCCAGGCCUUGGUCCACCUCAAGAAUUCCCAGAAGGCUUCCAAAGCCUGCUGUGUGCCCACCAAGCUAGAGCCCAUCUCCAUCCUCUAUUUAGACAAAGGUGUUGUCACCUACAAGUUUAAAUAUGAAGGCAUGGCUGUUGCUGAGUGUGGCUGCAGAUAGAAAAGGAGUUUGUUGAUUAUUUAAUAACUGUAUAUGUGUAUAUUUUGUGUCCCUAUUUAAUAAGAUUAUUUAAUAAGGGUGUACAGAUCAUAGAGGCUUACUGCCGUAGGGAAAUGGACGGGUGAAUCUGUUGUAGGAAUACUUAUUAUGUUACACAGUCUCAUUUCUUCCAAUCUGUUUUGCUCUGGACUUGCCAUUUCCUGACAAUGUCACCUCUAAUGGCAAGUGGCAAGCCCAUACUAUUUGUCUUCUAAGUCAAUUUGAAAACAGGAACCCCUAAGCAGAAAUAUAGUGUCAGAAGGUAGAUAUUUGUGUAUGUAUAUGUGUACAUAGAUAAACUUAUAAAACUCUUUUGGUUCUAUAGAGGUACAUUAGACUCACACACAUGCACAAGUCAAUCAAAUGUGUAUAUAUCAAGAGCCAAUGGUACGUUAUCAGUCACCUCUUCUCUGAGUGGGACUUAUGUGAAGAUAAUUUGCAUCAGGAAUUUAACCAUCCUAGGAACUAUUACAUUUUCUAAAUACUAAUGAGAAUAUAGGUCAGCUUUUAUCAGUUGAGUUUCUGCUAUCGUUCAGAGCAUCAGGACCUGGUAAAGGAUGUUGUAUGUUUGAGGAGAGGGGUUAUUUGAUGCAGAAACCAAAUGGGUUCAAGAGGUAAUGGCCUUAAGGUACAAUUGCAAGGAGUAAACCCAUGGGGGUAUCAGUAUGCUCUGGAGGGCAGUGCCUGAUCAAUAAAGGAAAACAGUGGGGCUUGAGGGUGACAUCUGUUUCUGAGAUAAGAGGAAAGCAAAGCCAUUGUUGGCCUCUAUUGCUGCAGGGAGUAGGGAAGGUGGGAGGGGGCACAUAGGGGAAGAGAAUCUAGGUGGUAUCCUAGGAUGUACCUAUGAAAUAUAAGCAGUUCUAAUUGGAGAAUUAAAUCUUUUGGAUGAAAUAAAAUUUUCAAAGAACAAGAGGAGAAAAAUCAGAAGGGCUCUGUCUGUUGAACUCUUCACUUCUUAAUAUUUUUCUUCCAUCCUUAAUAUUUCUCCUUUACCUCUGAACUCUGCAUUUGUUCUGUCCACUUUUUUCCUUCCCUCUUUCUUCUUUGCCCCAGAGCCCCAUGUCCUUCUUCCAUUCCUAUGUCUCUUGACUUCAUGGGCCUUCAUUGCUUCUGCUGUGACCUGGAGGGACACCUGAAAGCAUUUCUUUCAAGGUGAAUGAAGUUAGAGCUCUAAUUUCCUCAUGACAUUUAAUUUGAUUUGCUUUUAAUAAUACCCUUUAUGAAAUGGUUUAUUUGUGAAGCAUUCUUAAGUAUAAAAAAAGAAAAUGAAAGUCCAAAUAGAUCCACAUAAGUAAUGAAUUC
Molecule: messenger RNA, 2650 nt
Organism: Phyllostomus hastatus (greater spear-nosed bat)
Lineage: Eukaryota; Metazoa; Chordata; Mammalia; Chiroptera; Phyllostomidae
Gene: BMP10
Product: bone morphogenetic protein 10
Exons: 2
Coding region: 35-1309 (424 amino acids)
Biological process (GO): SMAD protein signal transduction; BMP signaling pathway
Cellular component (GO): extracellular region
Molecular function (GO): cytokine activity; growth factor activity
Source: RefSeq, a predicted model, not a curated record